Molecule: messenger RNA, 3177 nt
Organism: Opisthorchis viverrini
Lineage: Eukaryota; Metazoa; Platyhelminthes; Trematoda; Opisthorchiida; Opisthorchiidae
Exons: 14
Coding region: 33-2807 (924 amino acids)
Cellular component (GO): nucleus
Source: RefSeq, a predicted model, not a curated record
CCAAUCGAUUGAAUCCGUCCGUCGUUUGUAAGAUGACAUCCAAACCACGCAGAGAAGCCACUGUUUUAUAUAGCAUAUUUUUUCUUGAUUCCACGUUCGACGCAACUCGGAAGCAUUGGAAUUACUGCAAAUUGUUGGCACCAUGGAUAUUGGCCUAUCCUUGGUAUAAUGAACGGUUCUGUUUGUCUCUCCAAAGCGCGUCUUCCAACUGUUAUAUCUCGGGUUCCGUAAACUUUGGUGAAAGUGUGGAGGAUGAAUGGUUUGUCGUUUGGUUGCUCUACCAACUGACAACUUACGACCAAAACAUUGUGAUCCAGGUUGAAGAUGAAGAUGGUGAAUUUCUACUGAUAGAAGCAGCCGACUUCCUACCGAAGUGGCUAACUCCCGAGAAUUCGAGUAAUCGGAUUUGGAUUUGGAAUGGACAGGUCGGUUGGUUGGAACAGGAAAAACCCGGUUCUCUUUGUCAGACUGAGGCUUUGCGAAUAAUGCGAAACGAAAGCUUGGUUAAUUCUAUCUCGUUGAAGUUCUCUGAGAUGGUUAACCGUGCCAUUAGUAAGAAAAUCAAGGGCUACCCCGACCGGAUUAAAGCUAUGACCCACGUAGCUCACGUGGUUCUACCCUACACUGCUGCAGCUGUUCUUUCUCUCCCCCACGCGCAACUCUUAAUGGGAGCCGCUACCCUGGCCCUAGCUGCAUUUCAGUAUGAUCCUGUUAGUUGUCGAAAGUUAUUACACUCGGACGGCUGUCUGUUUCGCAUCGGAUAUAAGAUGAGACAAAACAGUGGAAUGAGCUCCACGUGGCCGAAACUAAGGGAUUUGCCAAUGAGUUUUUUAAAGACAACUUGCCUAUUCAACCGGCUGCACUAUGCCAGGCUACGCUCGCUUCCGACUCCCACCGGUGUCAAGUAUCCUCGUGAAUGCAAAUCUGUGACUGAACGCAUGGCCGUCGAGUUAGGACUAAAACUGUGUACUGGACUUGACUUGCUCUUACUGUCUACAAAACGUACUUCGAACGAUAUUCAGACGCCAACUGUUCUGCCUGUCAGUAUUACAAAUACGGCUACCUGGGAGGACUUUCUUAAGAGAUUGGAAUCACUUGGGUAUUUUCGCGGGGAAUUGCCAGGCUCUCGUCUACACACUCAACUGUUGGAAAAUGCCAAGUCUUAUUUCCAAGACUGUGUAUCUGAGCCAGCCCUUUGCCAGAGUGGUGAUCUGGCCGGUCGUUUGACUCGUACUCCGGCCGAUAUCCUGUGGCAACUGCUGGGUUCAAUCGAAAACGACCCAUCGUUGAUCCCGUCUGUUGCAGAGUUUCAAGAACGGGAGGCCCAACUUCCACCAGCUGAUGAUGAAUCCUGGCUAUUCGUGACACCGGACGAAUUGGACGCCAUGUUGGCCUCACACUCAAAUGCCACGGAAGAUACCAUGAACACUUCUAUUGCAGAUAAACUUGACAGAUUUAUGAACGCAUCCUCUUCUUUUCAAGGAGUCGAUCUUUCGCCGGUGAAGUCUGGAGGGAAGCGCAGGAUAUCCCCUUUGACGGGUGAUGCUGUUGGGGAGAGCGAAGACUCUUCACAUGAUGAGACUAUUUCAGAUGACUCCGAGGAUGGCUAUUCUGAACAACUGCCUCGCUCCCAAAACACCAGCACAAACGAAUAUACUGGACGGACAAUGAACAUGGCAGAUAUGAUGCGGUCAUUGGUGAAUAAAAUAGUCUUAUCCUCCUCUAUUGCUUCACUAGACGGUUCUCAUCCGGCACUGCCUGCGUCACUCAUGGGAAACCAGAGCACCCAAGUCGAUCAGAAGACCCGUUUCAGCGACCGUGUGCGCCCAACUGUUAAGAAAUCAGAUUUAAUGAGCAGCUCAAGUGAAGAUGACUUAUUAGAUCUCUACGGACCUGGAAGCGAUGCACGAUUGGACAGAUUUGACAGGACCUUGCAACCGUCAUCUGAUGAUUCCUCUUCUGAUCUUCAGAAGUGGAAAGCCCCGGUGCGACAUCAGAAAAAACCUCACAAGGCGUCAAAGGAAGCCCAGAAUAGCACCUCCUUGUCCCAGAUUAUCCCUCCUAACUUUACACGUAGGACAACAAAGAGUGUCGACUCAGAAUGUUCAAGUGAUGAAGAACCGACUGCCGGUCAGGUUGGAUGGUUCAGAUCUUCUAAUGGGCGUUCCAAGAACACAGCUCCCGUUGAAGAACACAGUCCACAUGACGAGAUAGGGGGUUCCGAAAUGACAACAAAGAGUGUCGACUCAGAAUGUUCAAGUGAUGAAGAACCGACUGCCGGUCAGGUUGGAUGGUUCAGAUCUUCUAAUGGGCGUUCCAAGAACACAGCUCCCGUUGAAGAACACAGUCCACAUGACGAGAUAGGUGGUUCCGAAAUGUUCUCUUUCAAGGACUACUUUGCACUGAUGGAGGAAGAAUUGUUCGGUGAACCAGUUAGUUCUGGUCGGUGUCGUUCUACGGCUGCUUCAGCGCGGCGUCCCGGAAAGAAGAAUAGCUUGUCUCACCGCAAGAAGCCUCGCCACCGCCAUUCCAACGCUGUUCUAGCCCAACCCGAGCAGUUUGAUGUAUCAGAGGGUGACUAUCAGUUGAACUCUGAAGACAGUGAGACUGAACUGAGUCCUGACCUGGAAAAUCAUGUGACUCAAAAUCUUUUUACAUCAGCUGUUUCUUCUGGACAGAUGCCGCAUGCGCCCACCGGGGCAGCCGCUCAGCUGUUUACCGCUCUCGGUAUACCAGUUCAUCAGAUGGCCGCGGCAGUUUCCUCCAAGGCUUUCAAAGGUGGUCAUACACCCCGGAACGAAAACUGAUUUCAUCGCCAUCUUUGCAACUGUACAUAUAAAUAGUUUAGUCUCCUCUUUUGUCUCAUUGCAUCAUUCCUAACACAUAUCACCUUCCCCCGCUAAGCAUAACUUCUGCUUCAUUUUUCAAUUCAACUUGAAGACAAUCAAUUGGAAGAAAGGAUCAACAUGACUUCAAGUAUGGCAUUAAACUAGAUAAACUUUUAUUGUGCACGAGAAAGCUCACUGCGACCGCUAAGUGGGAUUCUACGUUGGAUGUAUCACUCAGUGGGGUAGCGUUUUUGCCUUCCUCCGAGUCGGAACGGGUUAAAAGUAGCCAGUCCGUAAUCCUCAGACGCCCUUCUCCCAAAUGUUCACCGUGAUCACCGGCAUAUGUAUU